AGAUGCUCGAGCAUUUCCUCAGGGUGCGGUUGUUUAAAUUACGGAAUUGAUUUGAAAUUCAAAUCGUUGCGAAAUCAAAUAAAGACUUGCAGUGAAUACAGGAAGCAGAAAGUGACAACGUAUUGAGUGAAAAUAAAAAGGACUAAAUAAUAUAAAAUAAUUGUACGUAAAUAUAUAUUUAUUUAAUUCAAAAUGCCACCAAAUUUAAGCACCGAACAGUCAACAACGGGCAUUCUUGAACCGCAAGAAGCUGACACCAUAGAUGGAGGUAUGGUCAAAGAUAUCGAGCAACUGAAACAUGCCAAAGAUCGGAAAUUGCAAAUUGUAUGGCGCAACGUGAUAAUCUUUACCUAUGCCGGCAUUGCGGCACUAUAUGGACUCUAUUUGCUGUGCACAGCAAAACCGAAAUGGCAAAGCUAUGUAUUUACCUUGGCCACGAUCUACAUGGGUGGUUUUGGAAUUACAGUUGGUGCCCAUCGUUUGUGGGCACAUCGUUCGUAUAAGGCUAAACUACCAAUGCGUAUACUGCUGAUGAUCUUCAAUACAAUGUCAUUCCAAAAUCCCAUAUUUGUAUGGGCUCGUGAUCAUCGUGUACAUCAUAAAUUUUCCGAAACUGAUGCCGAUCCUCACAAUGCUAUGCGUGGCUUCUUUUUCUCACAUAUGGGUUGGUUGAUGGUCAGAAAACAUCCCGAUGUACUAACAAAAGGAAAAACUGUUGAUGUGUCGGAUUUGAAAGCUGACCCUGUUGUUAUGUUUCAAUUGAAAUACUAUGGCGUCUUAAUGUACAUUUUAACAUUCAUUUUCCCAACGGUGGUACCAAUUUGGUGCUGGGGUGAAUCCAUGACCAAUGCAUGGCAUGUUUGCACCGCUUUUCGCUGGUGGUUUAUCUUGAAUGGUACCUGGUGUAUAAACAGUGUUUGCCAUUUGUUUGGUAAUAAGCCAUAUGACAAGAGCUACAAUCCUGGUGAAAAUCUUGGCAUAUCAGGCCUAACUAUUGGCGAAUGUUUCCACAACUAUCAUCAUGUCUUCCCAUGGGAUUACAAGGCAGCCGAAUUGGGCGGUUCUCGUCACAAUCUCAGUGCAGCAUUUAUUGAGUUGUGUGCCAAGAUUGGUUGGGCUUAUGAUAUGAAAACCGUAUCGCCCGAUAUUAUUAAACGUCGAGUGCUGCGAACUGGUGAUGGGACACAUCCAGUAUGGGGCUGGGGUGAUAAGGAUCAGACCAAAGAAGAAAUUCAAAGUGCGGUUGUUAUAAAAAAUAAUAAAAAAGUAAAGAAAUAAGUGCAAAGAUUAUUAUAUAGAUUAUUAUAAGGGAUAUUGUUUUAAAUAUUUUUAUAUAAAUACGUAUAUAGGUAGAUAGCAUUGUUAUUGUAAAUAAACCAUAUUGUUAAAUAAAUACAAAAUUUAUAGAAGCUAUAAA
Messenger RNA from Musca domestica (house fly), 1417 nucleotides. RefSeq names its product acyl-CoA Delta-9 desaturase. Gene Ontology annotation, cellular component: endoplasmic reticulum membrane. The record is from RefSeq and is a predicted model, not a curated record. Gene Ontology annotation, biological process: unsaturated fatty acid biosynthetic process. The transcript is spliced from 5 exons. The coding region runs from base 193 to 1278 and encodes 361 amino acids. Gene Ontology annotation, molecular function: stearoyl-CoA 9-desaturase activity; iron ion binding. NCBI's taxonomy places the organism in Eukaryota, Metazoa, Arthropoda, Insecta, Diptera, Muscidae.